Messenger RNA from Pocillopora meandrina, 729 nucleotides. NCBI's taxonomy places the organism in Eukaryota, Metazoa, Cnidaria, Anthozoa, Scleractinia, Pocilloporidae. The record is from the annotation of a GenBank genome assembly.
AUGAUAAACCUGGGUACAUCAGAUCACGGCGCUGUGUUUUGGAGACCUAAACCAUCUCGUGAUAUUAUGGUGCGCGCUCAUAAGGCCCAGAAACGCAGCGUACGACGGUUUCCGGAGUCGGCUAUUAAUGCUUUCGGGAGGUGGGUUUCUAGUCAUCAUUGGUUCACUGGUCUAGACAGUGUGGCUUCAGUUGACAGCUUAACGGAGUCGUUUAACACUGAUGUGAAAACAGCAAUUGAUAUUCGUUUCCCACUAAAGUCGGUGAAAAUCCAUCCCACCGACAUACCCUGGAUGACAUCUCGCAUCAAGCAGCUCAUCCUCGAAAGGCAGCGUGUGUUCCAUUCUGAUAGGAAUGGCAGAUGGAAAGAGCUGCGCAUCAGUGUACGCGAUGAGAUUGCUGCCAGGGAAAAAGCCUUUUACUCUGAGAAGGUUAGCUAUUUGAAAAAUACCGACCCACGGAAGUGGUGGAGUCUCGUUAACAGGCUCUCCGGUAAAUCCAGUGGCGCGAGUGCUAUCAGUUAUGAGGUCGACAAUAAGGUAUUGUCUGGCCUGGAGCUGGGAAAUAGGCUUAACAACUUUUUUGUUUCAGUAACAUCUGAUGUUCCAGCCCUGGAUUACCUAACACUCCCUGCCUUUUCUACCCGCACCGGACCAGUUACCUGUCAUCCGCCCCACGGAAGUCUACAAAAAACUGCUCAGGCUAGGUCCUUUCAAAGCUUGUGGUUCUGA